CAGCACCGGUAGGCUGAGCUGUGCUCCAGAAGCCAGUGGACCCCCUCUGCCUCCAACGCACAAUCACUGCGAUCGACGGAGAAGCUCAGUCACCCGAUGAAGCUAUUGGCUGGAAGGCUUCAGGUCCUCGCUCACUGCCGAUGCACCGCUCUCAUAAGCAGCGCUCACACUGACUCCACACACACACACACACACACGUCAAACUGUGUGGAACCAUGUCGCAGUACACUCUGGGAGUUCACCUGCAAAUUCUGCUGGCUGUGGUUCUGGCUGUGUUCUGCUACUGCCUGGUUCUCGGCUUCAUCCUUUGCUGUCGCAGAAGGAAGAGUGUUCCAUCAGAGGACAAGGAGGCAGUUUGCUCGACUCCUCAUCCUGCUGAGAGGGUGACUGUGACAUUGACUCCAUCCCUGUGUACACAGCCUGUUAAGCAGCAGUAUGAGGAGCUGGAUGGAGAUGUGUUAGAGCUUCCUUCCUCUAAAAGCAGCUCUUCUCCCUCUGAGGAUGACCUCACUGCUCUGCCCUUUGACCCCAGCCCUGCCAGAUCAGCUGAGCUGGUGCAGUCUGCUGGGUCUUCUUUGCCAAUGCGGCGCCUCAGCACCCCGGCUGUUCCCUGCUCAACCAGUAAACCUCAAACUCAUGGCAGAGCUUCUUUGCCCUCGCUCAGUAAGCUGAGUCUCGUGACCAAAUCCCGCCGGGCGAUGGGUCGGCGAAGCACUGUGAGCGGUGAGAGUUUUCUUUACACCGAGAGCAGUCGACUGACUGCUGAUGCUGCCAGAGCUCCCACUGAGCAGGGGGAGCCCUGUCCAUCACAGUAUGGCUCUAACUCUCUCUCCAUCCCCUCAAAGCCUGCUCCUCUCCUGCACUUCUCCCUGCUCCUCUCCUCUGCCUGUGGCACCCUGGUGGUCAACAUCCUGGGGCUCUCGGGGGCCAGUCGAAGGCGCAGUGGGGUGUUUGUCCGAGCCAGCCUUCCUCCACUCUGCCCCUCUCCCCAGCAGAUCACCUCUCGGCGCCGUAGCCUCAGCCCAGACCUCCACAGUCAGAGCUUUGUGCUGCAGGUAGGCUCUGUGGAAGAGCUGCGCACCUGUACCUUGAGACUGGCUGUCUACAGCAGGGACUUCUCAGGCCUCAGAGAGGCUGCGCUGGGUGUGGUGGAGCUGCCCUGUGAGCAGACGGAUUGGAAGCCUGACAUCACCACCACCUACACCAGGCAGCUCAGCCCAAUUAAAAGCAAGUUGAAAAAGAGUGUGAGUUCUCAGGAAACGUUGGGUCACAGGAAGAGGUCGGUGUGUGCGCCACGGGCUUUGGGUCAACUGUUCAUCCUGCUGCAGUACCAGACGCUGGCCCAGCGCAUCAAGGUGAUGGUCCGAAAGGCUGAGAAUCUGGCCAAGCUCACACGGAUCCCAGGAGCUCCAGACCACUAUGUUGUCAUCAACCUGCGUCAGGAUGGAAAUGUAAUUGGUACCAAGGAGACCAAAGGAGCCAGUGGUCCAAACCCUGUCUGGAACGCUCCAUUUCUGUUUGACCUUCCCCCUGGUGACAUCACUCAGCUGCCAUUGGUGCUUGAAUUCAUAAUCAUGCAGGGCCGUCUCUACACUAAGAGCAGUACCUUGGGCCGUGUGUUGAUUGGCAGUGACGCUUCAGAGGCGGGACAGGGACACUGGAAGGAAAUGUGCAGUCGGGGGCAAAUAGAAACGGCUCGCUGGCACUCCAUCCGAUCAGAUGUGGUGUAGGACUGAUAGACAGACUGCGGGACCGUACCACUGUCCCUUUGCUGCCUAGUAAGUGUCCUAGAGGUGGAGUUUCUUGUAGGUGGGAAUAACAUGUGAUUGGGACGCACAUGCCUCCCCUGCCUCCAAAGUAUUUAUUUUAGUCUUUUUAUUUUUAGUUCUGUUGUGGAAUUUUGGUGGCGAUGCUAACUUUGAUAGUUUUCCAUGUUAUUUAUCAACAGAUAAUGUUCACGAUUUAAAUAACUAGUAAUGCUGUUUUAGGGAGAGACAAUAUCCAGAUGGUCCAUGUGUAUCUCCAGGGCUGUAGAGGGAGAAGCACUGAUCACUGUGUGGGGGAGAGUGUGAGGAGGGAUGUGCUGCAGUUUUCCUCAUAUCAACAGUAUUCUUCGUCCCUGCAUUGCUUUUGUGAUUAUUUCCACUGUGACAUCUUAAAACAUGUUGUCUGUAAAACCGUCUGUGGUUUGCUGUGGUGUGUUACUGUGCCAGUAUUUGUCCACAAACUGUAAAGAUCUGUCCUUACUAAUACUGUAUCGUACAUUCAGCAUGAGGCCGUUAGAAUGGCCUCACUUUGUGUAGCAUGCCUGCUGAAUUCUUGUUUUAUUUCGUGCCGUCUCCAAUAGGGAGAGGAAGUUUUGUCCUCUUUUCAGCCACCGCAAUUUCCAAUAAGCACGUGGUGGCUUUAUGAAUCACAGACACUACUACUGCUUAGUUUUGAACAUAUACUUCAGUUAAACACACUUGCACAUAAUUAGUAGAAGGCAGUCAAAACUAACUAAUGAGUCAGUCAGUCAGUCAAUGCCAAAUGCCAGAAGCGCAUACAGAUACACUUUUUUUGUGCUUUCCCCCACUGUUGGAGUUGGACAACUAAAACAAUUAACAACUGUCCGUCAGUGGGAAUAGAAAUAUUACUUUUUUACUGUUUUUAGGCAUGAGACACAUUAAUAUUACGAUUAUAAUUAAUUACAUAUUACAAUUAAUAUUAUUGUCAGCAUGAAAAACCGUUUAGAGGUCAACAUCACAGUGCCCAGACUAGAGAUGUAGGGAAAUAUCUUGUCAAUAUUUCUUUUUCUUUCAAAGACUUUCAUUUCAAUAUUUUACAAAAUGUGACCUUUAUUCUAACAAAAUCAUAAGUCAGGGGUGGAUUUGAACAUGACAGUCCUUAACAUUAAUUCGGCAGCCUUCACUUAUAUAAUAAUGGCACAUUUUAGAAAAUGUAAUGUGUAAUGUUUUUAAUAAAAACACUUAACAUUUUUUUGUUUCUAGAAAGGAAUUGUUGUGUUUAUACUGUAUGUAUAGUAUAUUGACCAUGUUGAAGCCUUCUGGUGGCAACUGUAAAUUAAUGUCUUUGCUUUUAAAAGAGAAUAGUUUCAGAGAAUUUAAAAUAAAUCAAUAUAUUAUAUAAAGGAAUUUUGUGGAAUUUGU
Messenger RNA from Xiphias gladius (swordfish), 3149 nucleotides. Its product is annotated as synaptotagmin-5. Bases 216 to 1730 code for a protein of 504 amino acids. Gene Ontology annotation, cellular component: synapse; axon. The record is from RefSeq and is a predicted model, not a curated record. NCBI's taxonomy places the organism in Eukaryota, Metazoa, Chordata, Actinopteri, Istiophoriformes, Xiphiidae. Gene Ontology annotation, molecular function: calcium ion binding; SNARE binding; clathrin binding. The transcript is spliced from 5 exons. Gene Ontology annotation, biological process: calcium-ion regulated exocytosis; cellular response to calcium ion; regulation of dopamine secretion.